GAACGGCAUUUCUCUGUGUGGAAAAGCGCGGAAUGCUUAUAAUUUUCUUUGUAUAAUAAACAGUGUAAAUUGUGGAUAUUUUUCAAUAAAAAGUUCAUGAGAACCUUAUCAAAAAUGUUCACAGAUAAUCCAAAAUGAAUGUUUAACUAUAGAAUGUUUUACAAAUGCAUUGUGUAUUCUGGAACCGAAUGGUUUGGCUGUGAUUGUUAAAAAAUUUAAAAUAAUAAUGGAGUGUAUAGUAGCAAACGUAGAUAAUAUGCGAUUUGAUAUUGAAAUUGCUCUUGAUGAACAAUAUGGAGCUCUUCCUUUACCUUUUACAGGAAUGGACAAAUCCACUGCUGCGGUAUGCCAAUUUUAUCCAAGAGGAACUUGUGUCAAAGGAGCCUCUUGCCCAUUUAGACACGUACGAGGAGAUCGUACAAUUGUUUGCAAACAUUGGUUGAGAGGUCUUUGUAAAAAGGGGGAUCAGUGUGAAUUUUUACAUGAAUAUGAUAUGACAAAAAUGCCAGAAUGUUACUUUUAUUCUAGAUUUAAUGCUUGUCACAAUAAGGAAUGUCCAUUCUUACACAUCGAUCCAGAAACAAAAGUCAGAGAUUGUCCGUGGUAUGAUAGAGGAUUCUGUAGGCAUGGACCAUUAUGUAGACAUCGGCAUGUACGUCGUGUCUUAUGUAUGGCCUACUUGGCUGGAUUUUGUCCUGAAGGUCCAAACUGUAAAUUCAUGCACCCAAGAUUUGAAUUACCAGCAGUGCAAGACAUGCAGCCUAAAGAGGGCAAAAAAGUAAUGAUUACGUGUCAUUUUUGUGGAGAAGGUGGCCACAAAGCCAUUUAUUGCAAUAAAAUGCCACCUGAUGUACGUGAAGCUCAAGUUAGACAAGAAAUAGAAGGUAAUUCUCAUGCUACACAUCAUAUGAAUAUGCACAAUGGACCUCCUCCACGGGGGCCUCAAAAACCACUAGAAGAAGUUACUUGCUACAAAUGUGGUACUAAAGGUCAUUACGCUAACAAAUGUCCCAAGGGUCAUUUAGCAUUUUUAAGUCAUGCUGGAGGUAGUGGGAGUGGAACUCAAAAUCAGAAUUAUCGCAGAUGAUUUUACUUGUUUUAUUUAUGUAAGAUCGAUAUCGUAAUUUUAUUUGAAUUCAGGAAAAUCAUUCGCCUGUAAAAAUU
Molecule: messenger RNA, 1164 nt
Organism: Megachile rotundata (alfalfa leafcutting bee)
Lineage: Eukaryota; Metazoa; Arthropoda; Insecta; Hymenoptera; Megachilidae
Gene: Clp
Product: cleavage and polyadenylation specificity factor subunit 4
Molecular function (GO): zinc ion binding; RNA binding
Source: RefSeq, a predicted model, not a curated record